AUGCACUCCUUCACAAGCUUGGCAUUCAAGAAAGGCUUUUUCUUUUUAGCUAGUACCAGCUGCAACGCUGUAUCAAAUAUGGAGAAGCGUCAAAAAGAAGAUUCCAAAUUUUGGUCACCCACUUUGGCAUACUCAGAGGAGCAGGAUGACUCUCCAGCCAGCAAGCCAGAAGCUUUAGCCAGACUAACUCUUUCAGAAGAAGAGUAUGAUGAAAUUUCCCAGUCUAUUAAUGGGGUACUUUUCCCAGGAGGUGGUGUUAGUCUUAAGACUUCAGAAUAUUCUAGGGUUGCUAGGAUAUUUUACAAGAACGCACUAAAGACUAAUGAUAAAGGAGACUAUUUUCCUGUCUGGGGAACAUGUCUGGGACACCAAGAGCUUACAUAUCUCACCAGUGGGAAGAACUUACUGGUUAAACCGAAAACUGAGAAUAUUUCACUCCCAUUGAACUUUACCACAGCUGCAAAAGACAGCAGGAUGUUCCAGAAUUUUCCAGAUGACUUGUUGCAAAAACUUGCCACUGAGCCUUUGACGGCACACUUUCACAAGUGGAGUGUCUCCAUUAAGAAUUUCAGAAAGAAUGAGAAACUAACCAACUUCUAUAAGGUUCUGACAACUAACACAGAUGGAAAGAUAGAGUUUGCAUCCACAAUGGUGGCAUAUAAAUCCCCUAUUUAUGGUGUCCAGUGGCAUCCAGAAAAAAGUCCUUUUGAAUGGAAGAAUGUCUCAGGCAUACCACAUUCCCCAUCAGCUGUGAAAGUAACAUAUUAUAUAAUUAAUGAAGCCUGGAAGAGCCUGCACUGUUUUCCCAGUAAGAAUGAAGAGACCGAAACAUUGAUUUAUAAUUAUGCCCCUGUUUUUAGUAGUGCAUUUUCUAUAUUUCAGUAAAUCUAUUUUUUUGAUUGAACAUCCAUUCCAUGGGGCAGGGUAGCUAUCUGUAAAUAGAGUUAUUUGUUGCAAGUUUCAUAAUUAAACUCAUGUUGUGCAUUGCAAGUGGCAGAACACCAGAAUGCUUAGCUUACCUUACAGUGAUUUAUCUUAUGUUACCUCUGUAGAAUUGGUCCAUUAAUCUGACAAAUUUUCAUUCAGUGACAUAAUAAUUGCCCUAGAUCACAUUUUAAUAUCGCUUACAGGGAAAUACAUUUUACCUCCAGGGAUGGAAUCUUGAUUGUGCUUAUAAAUUAGAAAAGAAUCAGGUUUAUUAAUCAGUGCCAAAAAAAUGAACAAUGCUCUUGUCAUAUAUUUGAAAGAAAUAAGUUUAAUUCUUCAGAACACUAUGGGCUCUGUGAUAGCAUGUGUGUUGUUUAAUCAGAUCUUUUAGCAUAAUUCUGUUCUUUUGGAAAAUGUCCAGAAUUGAUAACUGAACUGAACCAGAGCCCCACAAUGCUUUAUGGCUUGACCAAAGGUGAAGCAGAAAACUAUUGUCUGAGAAGCUAUAGUGCCAUGUUACAGUGGUAGUUUCACCAAAUAAAGAAUGGAUUUGUAUUAAGGACUCUGAAAUCAAUUCUCACAGACAUAUUAACCCAAAUAUAUAUACUGCUUUAUUACUGUAAUUAUAUGGGUAAUUGGAUAAGGUGUGUUGUGUAACUAAAAUAAGAAAGUUGUUAACAAGAAACAAGGAAGGCAUAUCAUAUAUUUUUAGAAUGCUUUAUACUUGUGCUAAGUUUAGAACAGUGAACUAUACUCAUGUUCAGCUUAUUGUGGCAAUGUACUAGCAGUUAAACCCUUGCAGUCCCUGUUUUUGUACAUGUAGUUCUGUUCUUUGUAUGGGUAGAGUCUGUCAGAAAAUGAGAUGUACGUUCUGUUGAGGCUUGUGAAAUAAGCACCAUCUUCCAGGUACAGAUAGUUAUAUGAACUGGAUCUGUUUGGUACAGAUGUCUUUAUGUCUUGCAAAAUGGGUAUAAGACUAGAUGAGAAAAGAGAUAUAAGGCUUUGUUAAUACAGUGGAUUUGAGGAUUUUCUAUCUGUUGUAAACAAGUGGGGCAUAAAUAUAAGUCAAAGGGAGCUCAUACUUUGGGACAAACUGAAUGUUACAAGACUGCUCUCCAGACCGGUGAUGUAUUAACUUUCUGUAUUGUGCUGAUUUAUCUAUUUUUGAUUAAUAAACUGAUUGAGCCUAAGUAAUAUCUUAUCAAUAAAAGAAUUGAACUGAUUGGUAUCAACAGAAUGAAACACUGUUUUGAUCUUGAGCUUGACAGAGGUGUGGCUUUUGGCUGAGAAAAUGAUUUGUCCUUUAGAAACACGACAACAAAAAAUAGGGAAACAUUAUUGCAAACUGGCAUACAAAAGUGCAUGCAGUGCCAUUUGUGAAAUGGUAUCUGCUAUACAUUAGGCAUCUGUGUCUGGGGAGCCUAAACCUUCUAGAAUUUAUAUAAUAGUGAAGGUGCAGUAUAAUUUGGGGACUACAGACAUCAGUUAAUAUAAAUCCAUUUGGAGCGGAGAGUUUAAACAUUGAUUCACCUACUGCUCUCUCCUUCAAGUUCAGACUCACAUCUUUCUUAAGCACCUGAUCCAAAGCUCACUGAAGUCAGUGGACAGAUUUUGGCUCAGGCCCUGAAUUUAAAAAGAAUAUGACUGCCUAGUGUUCUCAAUAAUGAUAUUAUGUAUAAUUAGGCUUUUUCUGUAACUGUUGGGUGAAAUCCUGAUCCUUCCGAAAUUAAGGGGAGUUUUGCCAUUGACUUCACCAGGAUUUCACCCCUUGUUUUUAAACAUUUUGAUGUGAUGCCUUUCAGAAAAGUUACUAGCUGGGAUCCAUACUGCAGAGAUGAAUGACAAAGACCAAUCUUUUAAUGCUGAUAUGAUGUAAUGCUUGUAAUUGUUAGGCAGCUGCAUUUACUGUACUGUUUCCUUUUGCUUUGCCUUACAACACAUUACUUGAAUUGAAAUGAGUCUUCUUGAUUCUUGAAAAGUUUGUUCAGUAGUUUUGUGAUGUGUCAAAAUGGGAUAAAGUUGGGGCAAUCAAUUUCCUUUUCCUUUUCCCUCUACAGGCCCAAACCUCCCAUUGAAGUAAUUUUGUUAUGCUUUUGAAACUUUAUUGAUUUUAUAUAUAAUCUAAAUACAUAAUGAAACAAAAUAUGUAUAAAUAUGUGGACAAGGUGGAAAUACCAUAUAAAUAACAAAAUUCAGUGUUUAAUAUCUGCAAAACCUGGAGAAAACAAACCAAAAGCAAACACACACAAAACCUAGAUCCAUAGACUGGUCAUGCAGGGCAUCAAUCAUUAAGUGACUAAACAGCUAAAUAAGUGAGAACAUAACCUAUGGGCAUCAGAGACAAAUAUAUAGGAGGCAGUUUCUUUUUUAAUUUUCCUGGUUUCAGUGGCAGUUUUUUGUAGCUCAUUUUCCAAGUGAGCCACCUGGGAUUUAUAUCUGGGAUUUUAUAUCACAUACAUCCUGAGAGAGGCCACAAAUCCUUUUUGAGAUUGAGUCCGCUAGGACUUCUUUCAGUGCCGCCCUGUCCUGAGCUAGGUUCUGCUGUGGCUUCAGCUGCUUAGGCGAUUCUGGCUUAGGUCUUUUGUUGCCUCUCAUUUUUAAAUUGGGGAGGAUAGUCAACAAUUUGAAAUUUAUCCAGGGGAUUAAUUUAAACUCUCUAGGAAAGUAAAUAUUAGAGUAGGGCCGGGACUAGGCAGCCAACUUCCUCAUGGGUACAAUGUUCCACUGAAGUCAUUUUGUGUCAGUGAGGAGUUCAGGUUUUGAACCUAAGUCCUCCAGAAUUGAAAGUUAGUAACACACAGUACUUCCGGGCAACACGUCUGUAGCACAUGUGCUGCAUUUCUCAGGUCAUUCAAGAGGGUGGAAAACUCCUUACUCACUACUCAUGACCUCACAGCCACAUUGGCUUGCUACAAUUUAACCCUUAACAAAAAAUGACUGGAGAUGCAUUCAUUAAUAUUCCAUAAAGCAAAAAUUGCAUCUCUAACUACUGUCAAGAAUCCAGCCCAGUGCUCUCAGAAGCAUGGGUGUGGAUUGGCUGGUGAAGUCAAAUUCAGUGUUUGCAUUUCACUAUUUCUGGGUACUAUUACACUUAAACUCAGGAAAGCUUAGUUGAUGUGGGACAUUGUAGGUUACUUCUGCAAGUGCUUGACUACUUCAGUUUAGCACAAUGCAAUUCUGUGCUGUAUUAUAUAUCAACUAGUAGCCGAAAGUCUAUGCUAUCACACGGGUGUGAUUCACAAAAUCAUGUGGCUGAGAACUUAAAAAUUGGAUGGUAACAGACCAUGAAUCCCAGUGAUGAUUCAGCCUGGUGAUAUUCUCAACAAAAAGAGCUCUCAGCCAUGCUUGUAGCUGUUUCCAUUGCUUCACAUCGACUCACCAGACACUCUAAACUUCAGAGUGAUGCACAGAGUGACAAUUCUGGACUCCUAUAUAGAAUACUGUGAGCCUGGUUCUCUUCUUACCCCAGUUUUACAUUACUGUAGUAUAAUCCUGAUUUCAAUAAAAUUACUCCUGAGUUCUGAGAAUCAGGCCCUAUAUUUUCAUACAGGCACCAUAGCUGAACUACUUACACACUAAGGACAAAAUCCUACAGUUCUUACUCAGGUAAAACUCCUAGCAAUGUCUCUUAGGGCUUGUCUACAUGGCAGUGCAGUCCAGACUAAGGGGGUGUGAGCUGUAGAGCAUGCUAAUGUGUUGCAUUCUAACUGUCCCUUGUAGAUCCUACUGGUGCAAAUUAAAAGAUAUCUAGUUCACAUUAACAUAGUCCUGUUUGAAACAGGACUACAUCAAAGCAAACUAGGUACCUUUUUGGUUCAUGCUAGCAGGGUCUAUACAGGGCAGGUAGAGUGCAACACAUUACUGUGCUCUACAAUUUACUUGUACCAUAGUCCAGACUCUGCUGCUAUGUAGACAAGCCCUAAAAGUUUGCUCAUAUAAGGAAUGCAGGUUUUGGUCUAAAAUAGCAGGGACCCAUCCUGCAAGUGGAAUUCCUAUUAACUUUCAUCAUAAUAAUCCAGCCCAAAGUACGUGUGUGUGUGUAUUUAUUCAUGAGCAAGGAAAUAAAUCUUGCUGUUUUGUUCUGCUUUAUAAAGCAAUACUUCAUUGAACUGAUUAUAUUAAUGAUGUCCUUUAAUACUUGAAAUAAAAUCUACACAAUCA
This is a messenger RNA of Caretta caretta (loggerhead turtle), 5088 nucleotides long. NCBI's taxonomy places the organism in Eukaryota, Metazoa, Chordata, Testudines, Cheloniidae. The record is from RefSeq and is a predicted model, not a curated record.